UUGGUUAUUCACAUUACAUGCUCUAUUAUUCAUCCAUCAUUUUUAUCUCAGAUGUUUCUUUAUAAACUCUUUGAGAAUUGGGGACAGCAAGAAUUUGAGCAACAUUUUAAAAAAAUUCAAAAGUUCUAUCAGGAGCGACGUGACAUAAUGCUGACUAUGAUUGAGAAACAUUUAAAUGGUCUGGCGGAAUGGUCCAUACCACAAGGUGGAAUGUUUUUUUGGAUUAAACUAUUAGGUGUGAAUGAUACAAUGGAUUUAGUGAUGAACAAAUGCGUACCACAAGGUAUCUUCGUUCUUCCUGGCAAUGCCUUCAACUAUGAUUCUUCAAAAGACGAUUGUCAUUUGAGACUUAGCUACAGCUAUGCUUCACCGGAAGAAAUGGACAAAGUAAUUUUGAAUAUUAUUAAUUUUAAUUGUCUCUGUCAAAUACUGUAA
This is a messenger RNA of Trachymyrmex cornetzi, 435 nucleotides long. RefSeq names its product kynurenine/alpha-aminoadipate aminotransferase, mitochondrial-like. Gene Ontology annotation, molecular function: transaminase activity. The record is from RefSeq and is a predicted model, not a curated record. The transcript has 3 exons. Lineage: Eukaryota; Metazoa; Arthropoda; Insecta; Hymenoptera; Formicidae. Bases 52 to 435 code for a protein of 127 amino acids.